CUUUUCCUUCGCCCGUUUGCUGAACCACCCGGCUGCCGUCAAUCCUGACGACAACGACCGCAACCAUGGCGAGCUUAAAGAGAUCCUUCGAGUCCGACCCGUUUGCCCAGAACAUUUCGAGCAAAGUCUACGUGCGCUCGACGAAGAGUGGCAAGGUGCAGAAGAUUGUGCGCGAGGUUUACCUGCGUCAAGAUAUCCCCUGUUCUUCCAAGCUCUGCAAUGCCUGCCUCAAGAUCGCGCCCAGAGAUGCCGCCAACCGUCCGAUUCCUUUUGUACUCUCAGAGAAGCCCGCCGGCACCAGCGUCUUCACACAGGGCCAUUACAUCGUCCCCGACACCAACGCUUUCCUCAGCGCCAUGGACCUCUUCGAGCAGAGCUCUGCAUUCUACGAUGUAAUCGUCCUACAAGUUGUUCUCGAAGAAGUCCGAGCCCGCUCACUGCCGCUGUACAACCGACUCGUCAGCUUGACCAAGAGCGAAGACAAGCGAUUCUACGUCUUCUUCAACGAGUUCCGCCUCGAGACCUACGUCACCCGCGAAGAGAACGAGUCCGUCAACGACCGCAACGACCGCGCCGUACGCAAAGCAAUCAAGUGGUACAACGAACAUCUUUCCAAGGCAUCCAAGAAGGCACCCGCCGUGGUUAUGCUGAGUAAUGAUCGGGAUAACCUGCGGAAGGCCAAGGAGGACGGUAUCCCGGCCUACUCUCUGGCUAACUAUGUCAGCCAGCUCAAGGAUGGCGAGCAGCUUCUGGAUAUGAUUCCAGAAUUGGAGGAGCGCGAUGCGCUUAUCGAAAAGAAACCCGGACAGUUCCUUUACCCCGAACACUAUACCCUGUCCAAGAUAAACACGGGCGUCAAGAAUGGCUUGCUUCACCAGGGCAUCUUCAACGUCUCGCCUUACAACUACCUGGAAGGCUCCAUCAGAGUUCCUGCGUUCCCCAAGGCGCUACUAAUAUUGGGCAGAGAAAACAUCAACCGUGCCGUUGAUGGUGACUUGGUUGUGGUGGAAGUUCUGCCAAAGGACCAAUGGAAGCAGCCGUCAACCCAGGUCAUUGAGGAGGAGGCUGUCACUAUGAACGAGAAUCCAACGGAAGAGGGAUCUGACCUGAUUUCAGAGAAGGAGCGCAAGGUACUACAAGAAGAGGCCAAGCGGACGUUGGCCAAAACCACCGAAGGUCAUGCUCUGCCAACCGCAAAGGUGGUCGGUGUAAUCAAACGGAACUGGCGUCAAUAUGUCGGCCAUAUCGACCAGUCUUCAGUCAGUUCAUCGGCAGCGCAAGGACGGAAGCAAGACAGUGUCUUUGUCAUCCCGAUGGACAAGAAGAUUCCCAAGAUCCGCCUGCGUACUAGGCAGGUCGCCGAGCUUCUAGGAAAGAGGAUUCUUGUCACGAUUGACGCUUGGGACAGAACAUCUCGCCACCCGACUGGUCACUUUGUCCGGUCUCUUGGUGAGCUCGAGACGAAGGCUGCUGAGACCGAGGCGUUGUUGCUCGAGUAUGAUGUGCAGUAUAGGCCCUUCCCCAAGACUGUCCUUGACUGCCUUCCCAAGGAGGGUCACGAUUGGAAGGUACCUACAAGUAUGGACGACCCGGGAUGGAGAGACCGACAGGACCUUCGCGACCUUCUCAUCUGCAGUAUCGAUCCUAUCGGCUGCCAAGAUAUUGACGAUGCGCUCCACGCUCGCGCUCUCCCCAACGGCAACUUCGAGGUCGGUGUACACAUUGCUGACGUGUCCCACUUCGUGAAGCCCAACAAUGCCAUGGAUACCGAAGCCAGCAUCCGUGGCACAACGGUCUACCUGGUCGACAAGCGCAUUGACAUGUUGCCCAUGCUUUUGGGUACUGAUCUAUGCUCGCUCAAGCCCUACGUCGAGCGUUAUGCUUUCUCUGUCAUCUGGGAGAUGAACUCCAACGCCGACAUUGUCGGAUCGAGAUUCACCAAGUCGGUCAUCAAAUCUCGUGAGGCCUUCAGCUACGAACAAGCACAGCUGCGCAUCGACGAUGCUUCGCAACAAGACGAGCUCACAAACAGCAUCCGGACACUACUUGAGCUUUCCAAGAAGCUGAAGCAGAAGAGGUUGGACGCCGGUGCCCUCAGUCUCUCCUCCCCCGAGAUCAAGGUCCACAUGGAGUCCGAGACUUCCGAUCCCAUCGACGUCAAGACCAAGGAACACCUCCCUACCAUGUCUCUCGUCGAAGAGUUCAUGCUUCUCGCGAACACCAGCGUGGCCGCCAAGAUCUACGAAGCCUUCCCGCAAACCGCCAUCCUGCGUCGUCACGCGGCCCCACCCAAGACCAACUUCGACGAGCUCGCCAACCAGCUGCGCGUCAAGAAGGGUCUCGACCUUUCCGUCGAGUCCUCGCGCGCCCUCGCCGAUAGCCUCGACCUGUGCGUCGACCCCAAGGAGCCCUUCUUCAACACGCUCAUCCGCAUCAUGGCCACGCGCUGCAUGAUGUCGGCCGAGUACUUUUGCUCGGGCACCCAAUCCUACCCAGAGUUCCGCCACUACGGCUUAGCCUCUGAGAUCUACACGCACUUCACGUCGCCCAUCCGCCGCUACGCCGAUUUAGUUGCCCAUCGGCAGCUCGCCGCCGCGAUUGAGUACGAGGCCGUCCACCCGGCCGUCCGCUCCCGUGGCCGCCUUGAGGCCGUGUGCAAGAACAUCAACGUGCGCCACCGCAAUGCCCAGCUGGCCGGCCGUGCCAGCAUUGCUUACUAUGUCGGCCAGGCCCUGCGCGGCAAGGCUACGGAGGAGGACGGCUUCGUCAUGAAGAUCUUUAGCAAUGGCUUUGUUGUGCUUGUGCCGAAGUUCGGUAUCGAGAGCUUGAUUCGUUUGCGUGACCUGGCGGAGCCGGAGCCGGCGGCGACGUAUGAUGCCGAGACGUACACGCUGACCACGACGGGAAGCAGGGAGCUUAAGGUGGAGUUGUUCCAGAAGGUCAGGGUGAAGGUGACGGAUCAGAAGGAUGAGACGACGGGGAAGAGAGGGGUCAAGAUGGAGCUUGUUAGUACUUAUUAGAUUUGGAGAUGGAUGUUUCAAUAUUUGAGAAGGGGUACAGGUUAGGAAUACCCAUGAUGGACUUUUGUAGAGCAAUACAUUGUUUUUU
Messenger RNA from Neurospora tetrasperma FGSC 2508, 3108 nucleotides. Its product is annotated as mitotic control protein dis3. Bases 66 to 3020 code for a protein of 984 amino acids. Gene Ontology annotation, biological process: rRNA catabolic process. Gene Ontology annotation, cellular component: nuclear exosome (RNase complex); cytoplasmic exosome (RNase complex). The record is from RefSeq and is a predicted model, not a curated record. Gene Ontology annotation, molecular function: RNA binding; endonuclease activity; 3'-5'-RNA exonuclease activity. The transcript has a single exon. NCBI's taxonomy places the organism in Eukaryota, Fungi, Ascomycota, Sordariomycetes, Sordariales, Sordariaceae.